AUGGACUAUGGUGUAGACUAUGGUUGCAAUACGGGUAUUGGCCAUCAACUGGCGCUACGGCUCAACGAACUGGGCUUUCGAGUCUACGCCACUGUAUUGGACGCGAACAGCGCCGGAGCCCUGGAGUUGACCAACAAAUGCAAACGACCGGCAAAUAUGUGUGUAAUGGGAAUGGAUGUGACGGACGCCCAACAGAUCGCCGGCGCCUACGAAAGAGUGGCCACCGAUCUCGAGGCCAAUGGUUGUCAAUUGUGGGCACUCGUCAACAACGCGGCACUCAUUACGUACGGACACAUAGAGUGGGGCAAUAUUGAGGAAUACAGCAAAGUGAUUGACGUCAACAUUGUGGGCACACUUCGGGUAACCAGGGCAUUUUUACCACUCAUUAGAGUAUCGCGGGGCCGGGUGGUAAUAAUGACCAGCGCAUCUGGCCAAUUGAGCAUGGACAAUUUUGGUGUUUACGGGUCCAGCAAAGCGGCACUCAUAUCACUGACACAUACCCUGCGGCGAGAGAUGGGCCGAUUCGGUGUGGGGGUGUCUGCGGUGGAGCCCCUGAACUUCCGGACCAAUAUGGUUGAACUCAGCGACCAUAUGCUGGCCGACACGUGGGCUAACACCGAGAACCCGGUGCGACAGGCGUACGGCGACAGGUAUUACGAGGCCCAGCGGGUGUUUGUGCGCCGAUUGAACAAGGUGAUGAUGAGCGGUACAGACCUGAGCCCAGUGGUGAGCGAUAUAGUCCGGGCGCUGACUGAUUGGCGCCCUAAACGCACGUAUAGACCGGCCCCUAACCUACUGUACCGGUUGUGCGCGCCGUUUAUGCCGUUGACGAGUCAGUACGCGAUGGAUGUUAUGAUUGGCGCCGUCAACACUACUCGACCCGAUUUUGUGUUAAAGCAAUUAAUUUGA
Molecule: messenger RNA, 909 nt
Organism: Medioppia subpectinata
Lineage: Eukaryota; Metazoa; Arthropoda; Arachnida; Sarcoptiformes; Oppiidae
Source: the annotation of a GenBank genome assembly